Messenger RNA from Pelobates fuscus (common spadefoot toad), 3301 nucleotides. It is a transcript of the gene ITIH2, whose product is annotated as inter-alpha-trypsin inhibitor heavy chain 2. Gene Ontology annotation, biological process: hyaluronan metabolic process. Gene Ontology annotation, molecular function: serine-type endopeptidase inhibitor activity. The transcript is spliced from 21 exons. Lineage: Eukaryota; Metazoa; Chordata; Amphibia; Anura; Pelobatidae. The coding region runs from base 88 to 2973 and encodes 961 amino acids. The record is from RefSeq and is a predicted model, not a curated record.
ACUCCACCGUAACGUGAAUUUCGCCUUAUUUGGUGUUUAAUACCAUAAGAAGGCCAGAAGAGUUCUCUCUGGCUUCAGAGUUGAAAAAUGCUGCGUCUUUCGUUUUUUCUUCUUUUAUUAUUUACUUCUGAAAUUAUAAGUUUUGACUUGUACAUAGAAGAGUCGCCUGAUUCUGAUGACUUCGGAGAUCUCUUGGAAGAGUUUCAGACUAGCUUUAAAGAUAGAGCAAGGCGGAGUGUGAGUGAAGAAGAUGAUGUGCAGGCCAUUUCAUCAGAUGCAGUCUUGUUGCACAGCUAUAAAGUUGAAUCCACCAUCACAUCACAUUUUGCCAAUACCAUGAUCCGAAGCAAAGUGGUGAACAAUGACAAAACCACACGGAGCCUUGCGUUUGACAUCCAGAUUCCCAAAGGUGCUUUCAUCAAUAACUUCACCAUGAAUGUCAAUGGAAUCGUAUUUAGUGGAUCAAUAAGGGAGAAGACAGAAGCAAGAAGUUUGUAUUCCAGAGCUAGAGCAAGAAACAAAGCAGCCGGAUUAAUGAGGACCAAUUCUCUUGAUAUGGAAAAAUUCAAAGCAGAGUUGACUGUACCCAGUGGAACUAAGGUGGAAUUUGAAAUUCAUUACCAAGAAACCAUUCGUCGGAAUUUGGGAGUUUAUCAGCAUGUUGUCUAUCUUCAGCCAGGCAGACUGGCAAAACAUUUUGAGGUGGACAUCUACAUCACGGAGCCUCAGGGUAUCAGCUCUGUAAAUGUGCCUGUAACAGUUUCGCCGAAUUAUGCGCCGCUCGUAAAGACAACCAAAGGAGAGAAAAAGGCUCAUAUUUCCUUUAAACCAUCUGUGGAUGAGCAGCGAGAAUAUCCUGGAUCUUCCGCUACAGCAGUGGAUGGCAAACUCGUUGUACGAUAUGAUGUUAAGCGGGAGCAGAGCAGCCAGCUACAGGUGUUCAAUGGAUAUUUUCUCCAUUUCUUUGCACCAGAAAACUUGCCUCCUCUUCCAAAGAAUAUUUUAUUUGUCAUUGAUGUCAGUGGUUCCAUGUGGGGUCUGAAAAUGAAACAGACAGUUGAGGCUAUGAAAACUAUUUUGGAAGACCUCAGGCCUGAUGACCAAUUCAGCAUUAUCGAUUUCAACCACAAUAUUCGAUGCUGGAAAGAGGAACUUGUUUAUGCCUCUGAUCUUGAAAAAGAGGAUGCCAAGCAAUAUGUACAGAGAAUACAGCCAAAUGGAGGAACUAACAUCAAUGAAGCACUUCUCCGAGCUAUAUUUAUACUGAAAGAAGCCAGCGACCUCGGCAUGUUGGAGGCAAACUCUGUUUCUUUAAUUGUCUUGGUGUCCGAUGGAGAUCCCACAGUGGGUGAAUUGAAGUUGUCUAAAAUUCAGAAGAAUGUUAAGACACAUAACCGAGAUGAUUUCUCGCUGCACUCCCUUGGCAUUGGGUUUGAUGUGGACUAUGAUUUCUUAGAACGACUUGCCCAAGAGAACAAUGGCAUGGCUCAGAGGAUUUAUGGAAACCAGGACACUGCUUCCCAAAUGAAGGAAUUUUACCAAAAGGUUUCCACUCCUCUGCUUAAAAACAUUAUAUUCAACUAUCCACUGGAUGGAAUUUCAGAUUUGACCCAGAACUCAUUUCACCAUUAUUUUGGAGGUGAUGAGCUUGUUGUGGCUGGUAAACUCAAACCUGAAAGCAUUUCACCACUGCAAAGUAUGAUUACGGCGAGCACUGCAAAUGCAGAGUUACUUUUAGAUGUUACAUCACAAGCAGAAGCUCUUAACGAGCUCUUUGAACAGAGUAAACAUGCCUUCCCCGAUUUUGCCAAGCAAUACUGGGCCCAACUUACUAUUAACCAGCUUUUAGCAGAGAGGAAUUUAGCUACGACAGCUGAAGCCAAACGGAACAUUACCAAGUCAAUCCUGCAGCUGUCUAUUGAACACCAUUUUGUCACACCAUUCACCUCUCUGCUGAUAGAGAGUGAGGAUGGAAGUGAAAGGAUGUUGGCUGAUGCUCCCAAAGACCCCAAAGGAGGCUGCUGUCAAACACUGAUCGUGGGUAAAAAGCAUAUUCAAACUCAACCUCAAAGUAAACCAUUAAUUCUGCCAACAUCAUCACCUACUUCUGAAGUGAAAGGGUCAGUGACAGAUAUAAUGAUUAUCACCACACCACCAAACAAUGAAGACCAUGCUAUCCGUCUGCAUCAGAAUCUACGCUAUACCCCUUUUAAGCCACCUAUAGUAGUUGAUGAUGACCCACAUUUCAUCAUAAAUUUACCAAUGAGCGAUCUUGACGUCUGUUUUAAUAUUGAUACUCAGCCUGGGAAUAUUUUGAACCUAUUUUCCGAUCCUGAAUUAGGAAUUGGAGUUAAUGGAAAAAUAGUAUCUGCAAAGAAAGAAAAGAAUAGCAAACUAAACACCUAUUUUGGUACCAUCGGCAUGUAUUUCAAGCAACACAACAUGAAGAUUGAAAUCAGCACAGAGAAAAUAACUGUGAAAGAUGAAUCUUACACCCACACAAUGCCCUGGUCUGAAUCCUGCAGCAUGAUGAUCAGUAGCCUUACUUUGACUGUGAAGAGGAAUAGCAAUUUCACAAUUACAGUGAAUGAGAAUCUGUCAUUCCUGAUUAUUCUUCACCGUGUCUGGAAGAAUCAUCCAAUUAAUGUAGAUUUCCUUGGACUUUAUGCUCCUUUUGAUAACAAGUUCUCCUCUUCAGUCCAUGGCUUAAUAGGCCAGUUUAUGCAUGAGCCAAUAGCAACUGUCCAUGAUAUAAGGUCUGGGCAGGAUCCACAAAAGCCCAUUGCUACAAUGAAUGUUAAAGGAGAGACACUUACUGUGACAAGAGGGGUGCAGAAGGAGUAUCAGACAAAUGGUGGGGAAGCAAAUGAUGUCCCCUGUUGGUUUGUGCACAAUAACGGAAAGGGUUUCAUUGAUGGACAUUACAAGGACUACAUUGUAUCCAGUCUGUACGGCUUUCUCAAACGCCCUUGAAAAGCAUUACCCACAGCCAGAUCUUUUAUCAAAUGGAAGGAGGAUAACAAAUCAUCUAUUUUAUUGUAGUACAUUAUUUUGAAAGAGCAAAUAUUUUCCAGUAUUGUAGGAAUCCUUGUUAGGGAAGCGUGUUACUCAUUAACCAGGAAAUAUUCCAAAGUGGAGCAUCCAUAUUUCAAAUUGAAAUGACAAAUCACUUUUGGCUUUCAUGUCUAAGUGGAAUUUACAACCAAACAAGGGUCUGGGAACAAGUGGUUUAUCAAAGCCAAUUUACUGUAUACACCUGUAAUCAAUAUUAAUAAACUUACAAUGUUUACCAUUAUAAUAA